Molecule: messenger RNA, 3277 nt
Organism: Lepisosteus oculatus (spotted gar)
Lineage: Eukaryota; Metazoa; Chordata; Actinopteri; Semionotiformes; Lepisosteidae
Product: metalloproteinase inhibitor 3
Biological process (GO): negative regulation of endopeptidase activity; response to hormone; response to cytokine
Cellular component (GO): extracellular matrix
Molecular function (GO): protease binding; metalloendopeptidase inhibitor activity
Source: RefSeq, a predicted model, not a curated record
GUAUGGGUGGCGUUUGUGUCUAGAACACUAUAUCUAAUUUGUAAUUCACAGGGAGAGCAGCAGUGAGACAGAGAGCGUUUGCCUGCAACUGUGAGCAGAGAGGAGGUAUAGAGCAGUAACGGCAAAAGAAAACUUGAGCUUGCGAGUCAAAGUUUCAUAAAAUUUUCAAAGAGGGCUUAUAAAAUUCAAACUUCUGAGAGAAUGUCACUGCUUGUCUGCCCGUUGCUUAGCGUGCUGUUUGUUCUCAGCAGUCUCCUGAUGAAUCCAUUUACAGAGGCUUGUUCAUGUGCUCUGUCUCAUCCACAGGAUGCCUACUGCAACUCAGACAUAGUAAUCCGAGCAAAGGUGGUAGGAAAGAAGUUGCUGAAGGAUGGACCAUUUGGGACAAUGCGCUACACUGUCAAACAGAUGAAAAUGUACAAAGGGUUUAAUAAAGUGCAGCAUGUUCAGUAUAUCUACACAGAUGCUUCAGAGAGUUUAUGUGGAGUUAAGUUUGACGUCAACAAGUACCAGUAUCUGAUAACUGGCAGAGUUUUUGAUGGCAAGGUGUAUACAGGACUGUGCAACUUCAAUGAGAAGUGGGAAAGACUGACACUGUCCCAGAAGAAGGGGAUCAACCAUCGUUACCAGCUGGGCUGUAACUGCAGGAUUAAGCCCUGCCACUACCUGCCCUGCUUUGUGACUUCAAAGAACGAAUGCUUAUGGACGGACAUGCUUUCUUACUAUGGAUACCCUGGAUACCAGUCCAGACACUAUGCCUGUAUCCAGCAAAAAGAGGGUUACUGCAGUUGGUACCGAGGAAUGUCAUCCCGUGACAAAACCAUCAUCAAUGCCACUGAUCCCUGAGCUGCUACUCACCCACAAAUAGAGCUUGAUAGGACUCUAAAACUCUUAAUCCAACGUGACGACCAUGCCAUGACAAAUUAGUGCCUGUUUCCUUGCAGUGCUAGCACUUCAAAAACAUAAAGACUAUGCUGUACAUUUUGUUUAUCAGAUUUUAUAUUUUCUCCAGUCCAUAACCUUUUUCUAAAUUUUGUUUUGCUUGUUUUUUAAAUUAAAAUUUAUCUUUGAUUCUGAAUAUUCCUUAAAUUCCCAGUCAUACAGGGCCAUAUUAUAAAGAAUAAGGAUGAUGACAACAUACUAAAUCAUUUGCUAGCAUGCUAAGUCUUCAUGAAUUAUGGACCCUUCUUCUUUGAAAGAAUGCUAUGAUAGGUGAUAAUCUAGUUAAUUUAUCCUUCCUUCCCUUUAAAAACUGGUUAGGAAGGGAAGUAAUGACAAAGGUUCAAAAGUGGGUCUCAGCUUAGAGCUCAAUGAUAAUGCUUCAUUUUCAUUUUUAAGUCUUCUCCUACAGUAUGUACUUCCAUCUCAGUUGAUGACUCUAGGAUAUUUUGAGAUUUAUGCUUUUGGUUCUUAUCACAAAUUCCUGUCAGAGUACUUAUAUUUAAGAAAGGACUUUGAAUGUUAUUUGCUGAUUCUGUAGAGUAUAUAUAAAUUUUAACGGUAUCAUAUUUAUUAUAAUUUGCUUUUCCUAUGCUCUUAAAAUUAGUUUUAUGUUUUAAAAAGAAAAUAAGCUGAUAACACAUACAGUACAGUAUGCUUUUAAAGGAAAAAAUAAUGUUAAACAAACUGUUUCUUAAUCUAUUCUCCCUUUUAAUUUUUUAUGAGAUUAUAUACCGUUCCCAUUAUUCCUAUAUUGGAUAUUAAACAGUUCUCCACAAAAUAUUCAAUUAUAUCAUAUUUUAAACCUGUUCUACAGAAAUUUUUAUUAUCUUUUUGAAUCUCUAUAUAUACUAUACAUGAAAUAAGUAUAUCUGGGCAUGAAAAGGUGACCAUCUCAUUAAUAUAACAUUUUUUCAUUUAAGGUCAACAAGACGAUACAUUUUUAGACAACAGUCAUUUCAAUGGGAAACAAAAUUACUGUAAGGAUAAACUCACGAAACUACAAGAACUUCCAUCAGCUAGUGAUUUUCAUUAAAACUGUUUAAUCAGUACUAGUUCACAUCUCUAUUCUGUUUCUUGAAUGAAGAAAUUAAAGUAAGUUUAUCUAAAGGUUAAAUAAGCUUUGUUUUAAAAAAGAAUAUUAUCACACAUGAAAUGUAAAUCCUGCACUGAUUUGUAUUUCUGCUAAUUAUAAAUGGUACUUCUUUAAAGCUUGUUCAUGCCUUGGGUACUAAAAUGAUAGGACACUCUGGCUCUCAAGUUGAGAUUUCUGGAGAAAUGAUUCAGCAUAUACACAAAUUUUCUUAUUUGCUUACAAUAUAUGCUUUGACAAAAUGGUUCAGAAUAAUAUAUUUUCACUAAACAUUUAUAUUUGUUUGUUGUUGUUUUGAGAGGUCUCCAAUAAUAUCUUCAAUUCAUUCCUCUGUAGAAGUGAAGUUGUCACACCACUGAGGGAAGAUAGGCAAUGAGAGAUUUUACCUUAAAAGGACUAGAUAGAUUAAAAAAAACAUUUCAAGAAUUGUAAAUUAAUUUUCUGUACUGCUUUUACUUACAUCGAGAAAGGAAAGAUCCAUAAUUCUUAAUUAGCCUUUGACAUGAGUCAUUUGCCUUUAUAAAGCUGUCCUUCAGACCGUUUCUUUCCAUAUCAGAUAAGUUCUUAUGAUAAAAAUCAAGACAAAACUGAAAAGCUAGUGCUAUCAGAGAUACAGUAUCACACCUCUGACAACAGCAUCCUGCUCUCUCCACACCCAACACUGAGAUUUGGUAGGAGUUAUAAUGUCGAACGGCAAUACCUCAGUCUUUUCCUGGAAACAAUGCUAAAAUAGUGAAGCUGAUUUACAAAGCAACUUUUUACUAUGUUUUUAAACAUAACCCCCUCUUGCCUUCUUAGGGUACAGUACAGAAACUGUCUAUGGAUCACAACCUUGGUGAAUCUCUUAUGGUACCAGUUGCUUUGCCACUCAAAGUUAAAGUAAUGUUAACUUUAACAGAGUUAACUUUAACUCUGUUAAAGUAAUGCUGACUUUUGCUUUAAGACCCAGUUGUUGUGACAACUUUCUUUCAGUAUUUUAGUUCAUGUAUACAUCUGUAGUUCAUGUGUAAAUACACUAUCUUCUUAACAUAAAAACUGCCUAUGUCACACUGAUUCCACAUGAGUUGAAAUAUAAUAGAUGACACAAAACUGUACUUACAGAUGCUUUCUAAAUUGGGAGUAUUUGAGAGAAUAUGUAAACACUGAUUUGUGGGGCAGCCAUUUCCUGUAGGGGUUACAGAAAUGUUUGUUGACUUUUAAUCUUUGUGUUUUAUAUUUUUGUAAUAAAGAUGUAAUGAAAAACAA